AUGUCGAACACAGACUCUCCUCAGACAAAAGAGUCUCACGACGUCGAGAACAAUACACAACCGACCGAAGAAAAACAAAGUUCCUCUGCUUUCAAAGCUCUAGGAUGGCUCGACCGCUUACUCGCGUUAUGGAUUCUUCUCGCAAUGAUUAUCGGGAUCCUGCUGGGUAACUUUGUCCCUUCUACCGGCGCUGCUUUGGAAAAGGGUAAAUUCGUUGGUGUUUCGGUUCCUAUAGCCGUUGGUUUACUCGUAAUGAUGUAUCCCAUCCUCUGCAAAGUCCGAUACGAAAGCCUCCACGAGAUCUUUUCCCAGCGCGACGUCUGGAAGCAAAUCCUCUUUAGCAUUUUUAUCAAUUGGGUCGUCGCGCCUUUUUUGAUGCUCGGCCUGGCAUGGGCUUUUCUUCCAGACAAGCCUGAACUGCGCGUCGGUCUUAUCCUCGUUGGCCUCGCACGAUGCAUCGCCAUGGUGCUGAUAUGGAACGGCCUUGCUGGCGGUGAUAGUGAAUACUGUGCUAUCCUCGUGGCUAUAAACUCGAUCCUCCAGAUGGCUCUGUACGCGCCAAUGUCGGUUUUCUUCAUCAGCAUCAUCAGUGGAGAGGAAGGCUCGCUCGAAGUGUCGUACUCGACCGUUGCCACAAGCGUAGCAGUGUUUCUCGGAAUUCCUCUCGCUGCCGCCAUUAUUACUCGCUUCUCACUGCGCAAGCUAGCUGGACCCGAGUGGUAUGAGCGAGUCUUUUUGCGCAUUGUCUCUCCUUGGUCUCUCAUCGGUCUGUUAUACACCAUCCUUAUCCUCUUUGCCUCGCAAGGCCACCAGGUAGUUCACCAGAUCGUGUCCGUCGUGCGUGUAGCGGCACCUCUGAUCGUUUACUUUGUGGUCGUUUUCUUUGCGACGCUGCUUAUUUCCCGGCGCGCUGGGUUUGGAUACCAGCUUUCGACAACGCAGAGCUUCACAGCUGCGAGCAACAAUUUUGAGUUGGCAAUUGCGGUAGCAAUUACUGGCUUUGGUCCAAGCAGCGAUCAGGCGCUCGCGGCGACGGUUGGGCCGUUGAUAGAGGUUCCGGUGCUUUUGGGGUUGGUGUAUCUGCUCCGUUGGGUGUCUGAUAGAUGGAACUGGAAGAUCUAG
Fusarium pseudograminearum CS3096 is the source of this 1122-nucleotide messenger RNA. RefSeq lists its product as uncharacterized. Gene Ontology annotation, cellular component: plasma membrane. The coding region runs from base 1 to 1122 and encodes 373 amino acids. The record is from RefSeq and is a predicted model, not a curated record. NCBI's taxonomy places the organism in Eukaryota, Fungi, Ascomycota, Sordariomycetes, Hypocreales, Nectriaceae. Gene Ontology annotation, biological process: arsenite transport; antimonite transmembrane transport. Gene Ontology annotation, molecular function: antiporter activity; antimonite transmembrane transporter activity; arsenite transmembrane transporter activity. The transcript is spliced from 3 exons.